AAUAGUCCUUCUCUCAUCUCAACGGCUCAAAUUCUUCCACGUCAAACCGUUGUCCAUUUCCUCUGAUGUCGUGGUGUCGUUAGAUAUUAUCUCCCAGAACAAAACUCUUCUUGAGACAUAGAUUGAAGUCAAUCACAGAGAGACAGAGGAAAGAGGUAAAAAAAAUGGAUCGACCAGCAGUGAGUGGUCCUAUGGAUUUGCCGAUUAUGCACGAUAGCGAUAGGUAUGAGCUCGUCAAGGAUAUUGGCUCCGGUAAUUUUGGAGUUGCGAGAUUGAUGAGAGACAAGCAAAGUAAUGAGCUUGUUGCUGUUAAAUAUAUCGAGAGAGGUGAGAAGAUAGAUGAAAAUGUAAAAAGGGAGAUAAUCAACCACAGGUCCUUAAGACAUCCCAAUAUCGUUAGAUUCAAAGAGGUCAUAUUAACACCAACCCAUUUAGCCAUUGUUAUGGAAUAUGCAUCUGGAGGAGAACUUUUCGAGCGAAUCUGCAAUGCAGGCCGCUUCAGCGAAGACGAGGCGAGGUUUUUCUUCCAGCAACUCAUUUCAGGAGUUAGUUACUGUCAUGCUAUGCAAGUAUGUCACCGAGACUUAAAGCUCGAGAAUACGUUAUUAGAUGGUAGCCCGGCCCCUCGUCUAAAGAUUUGUGAUUUCGGAUAUUCUAAGUCAUCAGUGUUACAUUCGCAGCCAAAAUCAACUGUUGGAACUCCUGCAUAUAUAGCUCCCGAGGUUUUACUAAAGAAAGAAUAUGAUGGAAAGGUUGCAGAUGUUUGGUCUUGUGGGGUUACUCUGUACGUCAUGCUGGUUGGAGCGUAUCCUUUCGAAGAUCCCGAGGAACCAAAGAAUUUCAGGAAAACUAUACAUAGAAUCCUGAAUGUUCAGUACGCUAUUCCGGAUUAUGUUCACAUAUCUCCUGAAUGUCGCCAUUUGAUCUCAAGAAUAUUUGUUGCUGACCCUGCAAAGAGGAUAUCAAUUCCUGAAAUAAGGAACCACGAAUGGUUUCUGAAGAAUCUACCGGCAGAUUUAAUGAACGAUAACACGAUGAACAGUCAGUUUGAUGAAUCGGAUCAACCGGGCCAAACCAUAGAAGAGAUCAUGCAGAUCAUUGCAGAAGCGACUGUUCCUCCUGCAGGCACUCAGAAUCUGAACCAUUAUCUCACAGGAAGCUUGGACAUAGAUGACGAUAUGGAGGAAGACCUAGAGAGCGAUCUUGAUGAUCUUGACAUUGACAGUAGCGGGGAGAUUGUGUACGCAAUGUGAUACUAUCUCUAUGGUUUCUGCUACAUAAAUGUCCAAAAAAAAAGUUGAAGAAGAAUGAAGAAUAACUGAAUAAGAUAUCUUGCUUGCUAUUGAGUUGGCCCAACUUUGUCUCAUGGGUACACUUUGAAUCUUUGAUUGCAAAACACUGAAACAACUGAUGGGUGUUUCUAAACAAAAGUGAAAAGUCAUCAAUUAGUUAUUGUUAUCUACUCUCUAUCUCUAGUAAAUUUUUGUUUGUUUU
Molecule: messenger RNA, 1494 nt
Organism: Arabidopsis arenosa
Lineage: Eukaryota; Viridiplantae; Streptophyta; Magnoliopsida; Brassicales; Brassicaceae
Source: the annotation of a GenBank genome assembly